CACCGAAAUUCCUCGAGCUACUUCAAAACACACACAACACCGAUGCCGCCGCCGCCGCCACCACCAAUCACCGCUGCACCCAUGAUCCCGGCAUCCCCAAAAAAGCCGAUCCCGUCCCCGCGCCAAAUCGCAGCGCUAGUGCUGAGCCAUCCGUCCUCCACGCUCACCGCCGCGUCGGCGCGCUCCCUCUCGGCGUCCCUCCUGGCCGCCGGCCCCGCGUCCGCGUUCCCGAUCCCGACCCCCGUGGCCAACGCCGUCAUCAAACUCCUGUGGCACCACGCCCCACGCGCGCUCCUCUUCUUCCACGCUCUCCUCCGCCUCCCAGAGCGCUCGCGCGACCUCUCCCCGUGCACGGUCGACCUCGCGCUCGACCUCGCCGCGCGCCUGCGCCACCCACGUCAGCUCACGAGCUCCAUCCUCGCGCUCUUCCCGCGCCACGGCCUCGCCUUCACCCCGCGCACGUUCCCCAUCCUGUUCGAGCGGUUUGCGAUGUCCCACCGCCGCCCCGACCUCGCCAUCCGGCUCUUCCUCUCUCUCCACCGCUCCCACGGCAUCGCGCAGGACCUCCCGUUGUUCAAUUCCCUCCUCGACGCGCUCGUCAAGUCGCGGCGCGCGAGCAAGGCGGCCUCCCUCGUCCGUGCCCUCGAGCAGCGGUUCCCUCCUGACGCGGUCACGUACAACACCCUGGCUGACGGAUGGUGCCGCGUCAAGGACACCUCCCGUGCGCUCGACAUCUUGCGGCAGAUGGUCGAGUCAGGGAUUGCCCCAACGAAAGCAACCUAUAACAUCAUCCUCAAAGGUUUCUUCCGUUCUGGACAGUUGCAGCACGCAUGGGACUUCUUCCUCCAGAUGAAGAGGAGAGGCAGCAAUGACGAGAACUGUAAGCCUGACGUCGUAUCGUACACCACCGUACUGCACGGGCUCGGUGUUGCCGGGCAGCUGGACAAAGCCCGCAAAGUGUUUGACGAAAUGUCUAUAGAAGGAUGCAAGCCAUCGACUGCGACUUAUAACGCAUUAAUUCAGGUAACCUGUAAGAAGGGCAACUUGGAGGAUGCCGUGGCAGUGUUUGAUGAUAUGGUCAGAAAGGGUUACAUUCCAAAUGUGGUUACCUAUACUGUCUUGAUCCGAGGCCUCUGCCAUGCUGGGAAGGUUGUUCGAGCUAUGAAGCUUUUGGAUAGGAUGAAGAGUGAAGGUUGUGAGCCUAAUGUUCAGACAUACAACGUUCUUAUCAGGUAUUCACUUGAGGAAGGGGAGAUUGAGAAAGGCUUGGAUUUGUUCGAGACAAUGAGCAAGGGAGAGGAAUGCUUGCCCAACCAAGAUACAUAUAAUAUUAUAAUAAGUGCAAUGUUUGUGCGUAAGAGGGCAGAGGACAUGGCGGUGGCUGCCAGAAUGGUGGUGGAAAUGGUGGAUAGGGGCUACUUGCCAAGAAAGUUUAUGUUCAAUCGUGUACUGAAUGGAUUAAUGUUGACUGGAAAUCAAGAGCUUUCUAGAGAGCUCUUGAGAAUGCAGGAGAAAUAUACGCGCUUGCGACGAGAAAUAAGAUUGUGAUUGGCAUUGGAUUUUUUGGAUGAUAUAUACAUUCAACAUCUUUUGCCCUGGGUACAGCCUACAGAAGAUCAAAAUCUAGAUGCAGCACCAGGAUAACCUAGUCAGUUAGCACUCCUAGCCUCCUACUGUCCAGUGAUUACUGAUCUGUCUGAUAUGGAGCUGAAACAUCAUUGCUCUUACAGUACUUCCAUGUCCAACCCCCAAAUCAAACGCUACCUAAGAUAUCAAGCACACUGUAAAUUCUCUCUGUCAUCUUUUACUUCAAGGAAUGGUAUGUAUCAUUUAACACUUGCAGUAAAUAGGUACGUAAUAUGUUUAUUUUGGGCAGCAGGUUCGCGGUGUAUUGAUUUCCUUUCAUGUUACUGGAUAUGUGUGAAGCAUUGCCUUUUGUGGGUGAUGGGAUUACUGCAGUUUGUAUGUUUCGAUUUGUACACUUGUUUUUUUUUUUCUGCAGAUUUAUGGUGAUGGAUAUAUAGGCAUGUAGCAGAUGGAUUGCCAUUUGCCAAGCAUUCGGAUCAUCCGAUGAGUAGUGUGGGCUGGCUUGCUGACGAACAUCAAUAAGACAGGAUCUCUACUCAUGACACCUGCACUUGUUUUUGAUGUUUUCCCCAUAGUUCCCUUUGAUGCUGAACUUUGGCGUAUGCUAGUGUGCAGUCUAGCUGUCUAGGUCUUGCGCGUUGGUAGAUUUCUGUAGCUACUGAGAUAGCCUGAUGUGUAUUACAGUUGAGAACACAUAUCAUAAAUCCCUAAGUCUUUCACUUUAUUUUGUAGCAAA
This is a messenger RNA of Zea mays, 2323 nucleotides long. RefSeq names its product pentatricopeptide repeat-containing protein At1g74900, mitochondrial. The transcript has 2 exons. Gene Ontology annotation, cellular component: mitochondrion. Gene Ontology annotation, biological process: mitochondrion organization; RNA processing. Bases 43 to 1548 code for a protein of 501 amino acids. Gene Ontology annotation, molecular function: protein binding; mRNA binding. Lineage: Eukaryota; Viridiplantae; Streptophyta; Magnoliopsida; Poales; Poaceae. The record is from RefSeq and is a predicted model, not a curated record.